Molecule: messenger RNA, 2493 nt
Organism: Ostertagia ostertagi
Lineage: Eukaryota; Metazoa; Nematoda; Chromadorea; Rhabditida; Trichostrongylidae
Source: the annotation of a GenBank genome assembly
AUGAACCCCCGGCGUGACGCCCAGCGUCGUGUCGAGAACGCGUUACAAUUAUGGGUUCUUGAAGCAAAAGGAGUACCUGCUAAGAGAAGAUAUUAUUGUGAGUUAUGCUUGGAUAAAACGUUAUACGCCCGUACGUCAUCAAAGCCACUGGUGGACAACGUCUUCUGGGGAGAACACUUUGAUUUCACGUAUACGGUAACAACAACGAGUGAGACGGGCAAUCGUCUUGCAUCCGCAUUGAGCACAAAGAGCACCAGCCAAGAACAGCCGGCGGUGCGAAUUAAGGCUCGUUGGCAGAGUAUUAGCAUACUACCAUUGCGUGCCUAUGAUGACUUCCUACACUACCUCUCGUGUAAUUACUUAUCGCUAUGUAAUCAUCUGGAACCGGUGCUUUCCGUUAGAGCAAAGGAGGACUUAGCGACGGCGCUUGUCCGUGUGCUACACAAACAGAAACUCGCCAACGACUUUCUAUGUGAACUAGUCAUGUCGGAAGUGGAUUCCCUCGACAACGAUCAUUUGAUGUUUCGAGGAAACUCGCUGGCCACGAAAGCAAUGGAGGCCUAUAUGAAACUGAUUGCCGACGAGUAUUUGCAAUCAGUUCUUGGUGACUUUGUUCACAAUGUUUUGUCAUCGAAUGAAUCCUGUGAGGUUGAUCCGCUGAAACUGAACGGUGUAUCCACCUCGACCUUGGACAAGAAUCGAGCUCACCUCACCAGACUCGUAGAAUUAGCUUGGGAGAAGAUUAUCAGCAGCACCUCUGCUUUUCCGAUGGAACUCCGCAUGGUAUUCAGUGCUCUACGCGACCGAUUAGAAUCUCAAGGGCGAAGCUCUCUGGCCGACACUCUGAUUUCUUCAUCAAUAUUCCUCCGAUACCUCUGUCCUGCGAUUCUGAGCCCGAGCCUGUUCAACCUGGUAACGGAAUAUCCUAGCGGAGUGACGGCUAGAAAUCUGACUCUCAUCGCCAAAACUCUCCAGAACUUGGCAAAUUUUACGAAAUUCGGUGGAAAAGAGCAUUACAUGGAGUUUAUGAACGGUUUCGUGGAACGAGAGUGGCAACGAAUGAAGGAUUUUCUUCGGCGAAUAUCUACUGGACAAUCGUUGCGGCCACCAACUGAAGUGAUUAUCGAUAUGGGCAAAGAUUUGAGCCUUCUGAACACCUACCUAGAAGAAGCAUGGACGCCUGAAGUGCAUGAACGAGCUCGAAGCACGGAUAAACGACUUGCUGAACUUCGAGAAAUCCUUUUAAAUUUACACGAACAUAAUCGUCGAUCACAUAUGUCGGCUAAUGGAGUAAUGCAAUCACCCGUUUGCCAACAAAACAGCAGUGACUAUGAGAAUAGCCCUAACCAAAUUCUGAGGCCACGUAAUGAGAACGUGCCAGCGUACCGUUCCACUCCACCGACUGGUCAGGCAACGGUGAUCACUCGUAAUCGACCCGCACAUCAUCUGUUUACCAACGACGAUUAUGUGCUCAGCACAGCAUUUCAGAGCUCUGCACGUCAGCUGACAAGACUGAGUGGCGAAACUGGCACCUCCAGUAGUCAUGUCAGUGAAAAGACGUCGAGCAGCGGCGAUGCCAGGGAUACGGACAGCGAGACUGAAGUUGUAGGGUUACUUUCGGAACGAGCGCGUGCGCGGAAGGCACGCCGACGUUGUGAUGACUCGCCACCUGGCAGCCAGCCAGCUUCCAGUGGAUAUCACAGCAACAACCAGAGCAGUAACUCCUCCUCCUCAUCACCGAUUGAUCGAACAACAGCACUAUCCAUCUCGAAUCCUGCAUUUAACGCCAGCUCGUCGAUGUACAACAGUUCGUCAGGAUUCCCCGAUAUUCACCCUGGCCCAUCCGGAGUAGGCGGUUAUCGAAGGUUAAGCCCUCCUCCGUAUCAUGCGGACCUACAUAACGGCGUUUCACACCAGCCGGUGUACGCCAUUCCACCUGAUUGUGAUUCGCAACGCAGUAGUCUUAGUGGUAAAACCAGCCUACCCAGAACAAACCCCCGAGCUACACGGAAUUCAAUUAUGUUAAGACCAACUGUGAUCGAUGUGGUUCCGGACGACUGGGAUCGAUCUCCUAAUGUGCGUGAGAAUUGGAACGGUUCAUCGUACGAACAACAGAAACACUUGGUUCGUUUAUUACUAAAGAUAGACGAAAUUAUUGAGCAUCAAAAACGUGAAAUAGAGCGAUUGAUUCGAGAAAAUGAAAUAUUGAAGCGACAUGUGGCAGCUACUUGUCCCUCCCUUGAUCAAAACAAGAGUGAGUCGCGAGAUUGGCCCCAUGUUUGUGGUUACGAGACCAUCAAUCUUACUCACGGAGUGGAUGGUUCCAAUGACCUGAUCAUGAAAGAUGCCUUCGGCUCACAGAGACGUAAUGUCAGCGACGCAUCCGGUGAAAGUUUCGAGUCAGUUGGAUCCACCGAGUUACAUCGUGCUAACGCUGCAGCAGUGGCCGUCACGACGACGACUGCACCGACGGUUACGGUUGUGCCUCGAUAG